Messenger RNA from Tribolium castaneum (red flour beetle), 404 nucleotides. RefSeq names its product ubiquitin like (gene ubl). Gene Ontology annotation, cellular component: nucleus; cytoplasm. Gene Ontology annotation, molecular function: protein binding; protein tag activity. Gene Ontology annotation, biological process: mRNA splicing, via spliceosome; protein modification process. The coding region runs from base 126 to 347 and encodes 73 amino acids. The transcript has 2 exons. NCBI's taxonomy places the organism in Eukaryota, Metazoa, Arthropoda, Insecta, Coleoptera, Tenebrionidae. The record is from RefSeq and is a predicted model, not a curated record.
AACAGUAGUUCAGCAGUUACACAGUCAACUGUCAGCAGUGUGACUUCUAGCAAAUUCCAUAAUAAAUAAAAAUUAACAACAUUAGUGUUUGCACACAUUUUGACUGAAAUUUUUCAGUGGUGAAAAUGAUUGAAAUAACGUGCAACGACCGUUUGGGCAAAAAAGUGCGGGUUAAAUGUAACCCUGAUGAUACUGUCGGUGAUUUGAAAAAACUUAUAGCUGCACAAACUGGCACUAAAUGGGAUAAGAUUGUUCUGAAAAAAUGGUACACCACGUUUAAAGAUCACAUUCAGCUUCAGGAUUAUGAAAUCCAUGAUGGGAUGAAUCUUGAACUGUAUUAUCAAUAAUUCACCAUUUUUUAAUUUUCUAUUAUAAUAAAUAAAAACCAUAGGUUAAGAAUAAAA